This is a messenger RNA of Cinclus cinclus, 2644 nucleotides long. RefSeq names its product LON peptidase N-terminal domain and ring finger 2 (gene LONRF2). Gene Ontology annotation, molecular function: protein binding; ubiquitin-protein transferase activity. The transcript is spliced from 12 exons. Gene Ontology annotation, biological process: protein ubiquitination. Lineage: Eukaryota; Metazoa; Chordata; Aves; Passeriformes; Cinclidae. The record is from RefSeq and is a predicted model, not a curated record. The coding region runs from base 1 to 2358 and encodes 785 amino acids.
AUGGAGCUGGGCCCGGGGCCCUGCGCGCUGCCGCCCGCCGCUGGGGCCGGGGCCAGGGCGGCGGCGGCGGGGGGACCCUGCGCCGAGAUGCUGCAGGUGGCGGAGGAGGCCUUCCGCGGCGGCAACUUCGAGCUGGCGGCCGAGAUCUACGGCUCGGAGCUGGCGGGGCUGCCGCAGCCCGAGCGGGGCCUGUGCCUCCGCCGCGCUGACGCGCUGGCCAGGGCCGGCCGCAUGGCCGAGGCGCUGGACGCCUACGGCGCGGCGGCGCGGUUGGCGCGGCUGCGGCCCGAGGAGCUGCGGGAGCUGGCGGAGAGCGUCGCCCUCAGCAUCCGCGACAAGGAGCUGCGCCUCCCGCCCUGGGGGAGCGGCGCGGCCAGCGGCGGCGGGGCGGAGGGCGAGAGUCUGGGCGACCCGGCGUGCUGCCGCCCGCCCGAGCUCUUCGCCUGCCCGCUGUGCCGGCGGCUGCUCUGCGAGCCGGUGACCCUGCACUGCGGGCACACCCACUGCCGCCGCUGCGCCGAGCCCGGCGACUGCGGCCGCUGCCACCGCCCGCGCCGCCCCGCCGAGCCGACCCCUGCCGCCGCCGCACCGCCGCCGCCGGCCGCCGGCCGCCCGCGGGUCAACGUGGUGCUGGGCAACCUGCUGCACAAGUGGUUCGGCGCCGAGAGCCGGGCGCGGCGGCUCCGCGCCGAGGGCGACGCGCUGCGGGAGCGCCAGGAGCUGCCGGCCGCCCUGGAGAAGUACAACCAGGCCCUAGAGAUGGCUCCUUGCAAGUGUUCAUUAAUAGCACAGCGGGCAGAGCUCUGUACGUUGAUGAAAAACUAUCAGCAAGCUCUUCACGACGCGGACAUCCUGUGCCGGAACAAACCCCACUGGCCCGCGGGCCAUUAUGUGAAAGCAAAAGCUCUUUCUGGAUUGGAAAGGACUGAGGAAGCAUUGAAGGAGUUUCUUUAUUGUGUUGCCUUAAAUCCUGAAUGGAGCUCAAUGAAGAAAGAAGCCCAAAAGAUAAUGUGUGAGAUGUUUUUCCCAGCCUUUGAAAAUGUGCAUGAUAGUCUAACAGCACCUUUCUCUAGUCGAACAUCCCAUACAAGAUUGAAACCUGCAUUUCUGAGUAGCAUAAACACACAGUCACCUGUGGAAGAUAACUCUGUUGCUGGGUCCUCAAAGGAUACUAUGUUCAGGUUAACAAAAACCCCGUCCCAAGAAUCUGAUGUAUUCAGAAACACUGAUUCUUCUGUUACCCAUCACGUUCUGGAUCUCUACUUUGAUGACAACAAGAAGUCUUUGGGAGCUAUUCUCUCCAGUUUACCUGGGGUUGGCUUAAAAAGAAAGCUGUCCAGUGAUACGAGGGAUUUGCAGAGUUUGGAUGUCCCCAGUAAGAUUCUUAAAAAAGAUGGAGAUGUUUUACCUGAAAACACCACUGACACUUCAAGUGAAAUACCAACAACUCUGGUGGAUGCGUCGGACUUUGAGUGUUCCCUCUGCAUGAGGUUGUUCUACGAACCUGUUACCACACCCUGUGGACACACCUUUUGCCUCAAAUGCCUUGAGCGUUGCCUUGACCAUAAUCCGCUUUGCCCCCUCUGCAAGGAGAAGUUGUCAGAAUUUCUGGCAAGCAGAACUUACAAGAAGACCGUCCUUACAGAAGAGCUGAUAGUCCAUUACUUGCCAGAGGAAUUAUCUGAAAGGAAGAAAGUUUAUGAGGAAGAAAUGAAGGAAUUGUCAAAUUUGAAUAAAGAUGUUCCCAUCUUCGUCUGUACCAUGGCCUUUCCUACCAUCCCUUGUCCACUCCAUGUCUUUGAACCUCGUUAUCGCCUAAUGAUAAGAAGAUGCAUGGAAACUGGUACCAAGCAGUUUGGCAUGUGCUUAGCUGAUGAAUUAAAAGGAUUUGCAGAUCAUGGCUGUAUAUUAGAGAUCAGGGACGUAAAGUUUUUUCCUGAUGGACGCUCAGUUGUUGAUACAGUUGGUGUCCGUCGUUUUAGGGUCUUAAGCCAUGGCCAGCGAGAUGGAUAUAACACAGCAAACAUCGAGUAUCUUGAAGAUAAAAAGGUUGAAGGACCAGAAUAUGAAGAACUUGUUCGCCUUCAUGAUUCAGUCUAUGAUCAAGCUGUUGCCUGGUUUACUUCUCUUAAAGACAAUAUGAAAGCGCAAAUUCUCAAUCAUUUUGGAUCUAUGCCAGGAAAAGAACCAGAGCCACAGAGCAACCCCAGUGGUCCUGCCUGGUACUGGUGGCUCUUGGCAGUGUUGCCUCUGGAAAACAGAGCUCAGCUGGCUAUACUGGCUAUGACCUCCCUGAAAGAUCGUCUAAUCGCCAUCAGGCGUGUAUUGAUAUUUGUGACUCGCAAAAGACCCAGAUAACAUGGACUUGUGUUGUGAGUGGGCACCAAAAACAUCUCAUGACAGGUUGUUCUGGGGGAGGGCAAAGGGGAGGGGUUGUUUUUUUUGUAUUUUUUUAAGAUUCUUUCAAAAAGGAACAGCCCUUUCUGACUGUGUCCUGCAUCCAUUGAUUGCAUUGGUUUGUUAUCUGGGUAUUCACCAAACCUUGCACAUUCUCCUGUUGUCCUGGUGAAAACUGAGCCUCUACAGAGCUGCGCUACAUUUAGAAUGUAGCUGAUGGAUGUGGAUAAUUGCUUCAAAGUACUUA